AUGUCGACGUCGAAGGAAAACUACGAGAUUCGAGACCUGGAAAAACGCGGCGGGUCGCGCUCCGACGACGACUACGCAGAAUCGCACUCCAACCCGGCUGUUGAAACCGCAGAGGCUGAAUACACAAAACUCUCGUUUCUCGACAACCUGGCCGCCAAAUUGAGAGCAGAAACCAAGGGUAUCGAGCCGAUCACGGACGACGAAAAGGACGACCCAUCCAUUCUGAACGCUGCAUCAAUGUGGUUUUCCGCCAAUAUGGUCAUUGCCGCUUUUGCCCUGGGUGUUUUGGGCCCCAUGGUGUUUAAAAUCAACUUCUGGGGGUCUGUUAUAGCCGUUGUGGUGUUUUCGUUUCUCGGGAUCUUGCCUGUGGCCUUCUACUCCGUGUUCGGCGUCGAGCUCGGCUUACGUCAGAUGGUGCUGUCACGUUUCCUGCUGGGAAACGUGACCGCCCGUAUUUUUGCCCUGAUUAAUGUGAUCGCGUGUGUUGGCUGGGGUGCCGUCAACACUAUUGCGUCAGCACAAUUGCUGCAUAUGGUCAAUCCACACGGCGCACAAUGUCCGCCCUGGGCCGGAUGUCUUAUUAUUGUGCUAUCGACUAUUCUGGUAACGUUUUUCGGGUACCGGGUGAUCCACGCGUACGAAAAAUGGUCGUGGAUCCCUAAUUUCGCGGUCUUCUUAGUCAUCAUCGCACGACUCAAGAUCAACGGGUCGUUCACAGUGGGCGAGUGGGUUUCGGGUCCGACCACGGCCGGUGGUAUUUUGAGUAUGGGCGGUGUGGUGUUUGGGUUUGCCACCGGAUGGACCACUUACGCGGCUGAUUACACGGUGUAUAUGCCCCGCUCCACAAACCGGGCCAGAGUUUUCUUCGCGGUUAUGGCCGGACUUAUGUUCCCGCUGUGCUUCGCGAUCAUCUUGGGCGCCGCAGCCGGAUGUGCGUCGCUCAACAAUAAGACCUACGGCGAUUUUUACGAAUCCGACGGCGUUGGCGGUCUGGUGUAUGCGAUUUUGGUGCCUAACUCCGUCGGCGGUUUCGGACAAUUCUGUUGUGUGCUAUUGGCAAUGUCCACGGUGGCUAACAACAUCCCUAACAUGUACUCGAUCGCACUGGGUACUCAGGCGAUGUGGGGCCCAUUGGCCAAGGUGCCUCGUGUGCUGUGGACCAUCGCUGGUAACUUUGUGACUUUGGCCAUUGCUAUUCCAGCUUACUACAAAUUCACCUCAUUCAUGAGUAACUUUAUGGACGCUAUCGCUUAUUACUUGUCCAUCUAUAUCGGAAUCUCGAUCACGGAACACGUGGUGUUCCGUAAGGCGCGCUUUUCGAGCUAUCACGUGCAGGACUGGAACACGUGGUCGGCGUUGCCCGUGGGUGUUGCUGGAUGUUGUGCGUUGUUCGUUGGUGCUGUGGGUGUUGCGUUGGGAAUGGAGCAGACGUACUGGACCGGUGAAAUCGGACGCAAGAUCGGAGAUUUCGGCGGAGACAUCGGGUUCGAGCUCGGGUUUUCGUUCUCCGUGGUGACGUAUCUGGCGCUGCGUCCGCUGGAACUACGCUGGUUGGGACGCUAG
Messenger RNA from Lachancea sp. 'fantastica', 1563 nucleotides. The record is from the annotation of a GenBank genome assembly. NCBI's taxonomy places the organism in Eukaryota, Fungi, Ascomycota, Saccharomycetes, Saccharomycetales, Saccharomycetaceae.